AGCACCGUGUGUUGCGAAACAUUAUCCUCAAGAAUUGUUUUGUCCGGUCUUCCACGAUGGAGCCUAAAGCCAAGGAUAGUGUUUGGAAUAUAAUCGUGAAGGAUCUUUCGAGCAUCCACAACCGACAUGAGGAAAUGGGGAAUCAUUUCAAUGAGAAUAUCAAGAAUCAAAGGGAAUAUUUACGAACACUGUUUGAUCAGUUGUCGCAAUCAUCGUUUGUCCCGAUUGUCACAAAAACGCCGAAGAUUAUAAGAAAGAAAGCAUUUCCACGUAUCGAGACUAUACCAGAAGAUGAUGUGCUGCAAGAAGAGAAUACUGCAACAAGUGAUGCCCAAGCUAUCAGUGAGAAAGGACAAGAUGCAGACAACAUUGCGAGUGGUAGAACAAAAAGAAUGGCGUCUUUGAAAGCAGUGAAUAAUAUCACAAAACAAAGUUUGCUUAUGAACAGUACAAAACUAGGAAUGCUGCCUGAUAUGAUUGUCAAUAGUACGGUAAAGAAGAGAAAAAGAGAGAGUCAACUUAAGAGAAAGAAAUCUGCUUGGAAUAGUUCUGACGAAGAUGAAGGUAAGGUAGUUUCUAAGUACAGUAAACUGGAUAAGGAUAUGGAAGACAAAGAGUCAAGAAAGAAAACAACAGAAUCAGAAAAGAAAACAAGUAGAAAAGUGACUGAAUAUAUUGCUCAAUCUAAUGAGGAAGUAACUGAAAAGGUCAAGGGACAGAGUGCAUCUCCAAAAUCACAACAUUCCUCUAGAUCAGCAUCUAAAAAAUCUCAAGAAAAAGAAGUAAAGAAAGAGAACGAUGCCAUUAUUUCUCCUAUUACAGAUGUUGUUGAAGACUCUAUAUAUGAGGAUGCGAUAGGGAAACCAACUCCGAUAAUGAAUUCAACCCUAAAAUAUAGUUCUGUUGUAUCUGAGAAGAUGCUAAAUGCCACUGUGGUAUUAGAACCUUUACAGCAGAGGAAAUUAAACGAAACAGUUGUGAUCCAAAAAGCAUCCAAUCAGUGGAACAGUAGGGAAAAUAGCAGAGAAAAAACAAGUUUGGAGAAAGCACAGCAAAGCAAUAAGCAGUCGAAUAUAGAAGCUGAAAAACAAGAAAAAACCUUAGACCUAUAUGAUGAGUUAAUUACAGAUGAUGAAUCAUCACCUGAACUAAAGAAAUCGAAGAAACGGAUUGCUAAGAAGCAAAUGAAACCGACGAUAUUGAGCUCCGAUGAUGACGAAAUCCCUAACACGCCUGUAAAGACUAAAAAAGAAUAUUUCAAAGAGCCAACUGUCUUGAUCACACAGGAUACCAAAAUUACAUACAAAUCGAAUGCAUUGUUCAGUCCUUACGCGAAGGAGUCUGUGAAGAAAAGGGUCGAAGCAUUUGAACAAGCAAGGAUGCAGAGCCCAAAACCCGUCGAUAUAAAUGUUCCUACCAGAAUGACCAGAACGAAAACGCGCGCGUUGGCCGCCGCGGAAGCCGAAGCAGAAAUGAAGAAUGCAGAUAAAAAUUAUACACAGAUACUAGCUCGUAAAUCGCUUGCGAAAGCCAAGAAAAUAGCUUGCCUUGUGGAAAAGCAAAAGAAAGACAAUGAAGAAUUUAAAGAGAACAAGGAGCAAAUGUCAGAGAAAGUCAAUAAAGUAAUUAAAUACGACAAGCUGAGUACAUUGCAAAUGCCACAAUUAAAAGUGACACCUUUAAGCAAGCCGAAAAUCAUAAUUCCAAUGUCUGCAAAUCGUCUUCAAACCCCGUCAAACAUGCAAAAUCUUGUGAACCAUGCGAAAGCUUUAACGGCCUCCCGCGGAAAUAUCGUGACUACCGUAGAUUCUUUUAUCCAAAUUCCGAAAAUCGCCAGCAAGAACAACUCCGCUGAGAAAUUGGAAGAUAAGAAACGAUACGAGGAAGACGCACUGAAAAAGAGAAAGGAAACCUUGAGAUUACAGAUGGAGGAGAAGAGAAGAAAGCGAGAGGAGAAGGAACUGAAGAACAAGUUGGCCAGAGAAGCCAGAGAGAAACAGGAACUGGAGAAACGGCAGAGAGCGGAGAAAGAGAGGGAGGAGAAGGCAAAGUUGGCUCAAUUGAUGCUAGAAAAGCAACGCGAGGAAAUGGAGAAGAAGCGCCUGGCUCAAUUGCAACGAGCACAGGAAAAGGAGGAACGUCGCAAGUUGGAAGAACAACAGAGAUUACAGAGAUUGCAAGAGCAAGAAGAGGCGGAACGUUUACUUGCCGAACAGAAGCGUCGGGAGCAAGAUGCCGAGAGACGUAAAGAAAUGGAAAUGAGAGCCCAGCAACAUGCGGAAGCAAUGAGGCAGAAAAAUAUGCUGCAGGCGACUCAAGUUAAAUACAAACAAGCUGCUAAUAAGCAGCAGGGUACAACGAAUUAUGUGUUGGAUAGUGAACCUGACGAUGACGAGUCGGAUGAUGAGAGCAGACCGAAACACGAGAUACCGUAUUGGGCACAGUCGCACGUGCGUAAGACACAACUUGCGAUGCAACGAUAUAUUCCCGAGGAAAUAGUGUACAAAUUUUUCGAUACUCGUAAAUGUACACCGGAUUUGACAGAGUUAUUCCAUGGUAUAGAUCGAAAUCGAUUGAAGCGUACCUCCAGUGCAAUCUGGAAAACGCCGCCGCGUUUUUCCAUGAUGGAAGGCGACUAGAGUUCUCAAAUCGAACCACGGUUAUUGUAAAUUUAAUGUUGCACUUGCAGUUAUCUCUAAGUGCAAACGACCAAUGGUCGUUAAAUAUUAUCUCAUGCGAUGUGGAGAUGAUGUUGUGUCAUAAUGAUAUCGUAUGAACCAAGAAAAAAUUCAAUCAUUCUAUUCAUUGUUAUACACUAAUGUUCACAUGACAAUAAUGUAUGUAACAUGUAUUUUAUUCGACAAUGUUUAGUAUACCUUUUACUUAUUUAUAUAUCAAUUAGUAUAAUAUCUCUGCUGAAAGAAAGUUGAAGUCUUGUAGCAUUAGUGAAUUAAUCGGUAUUAGUAAGUCAUAUUGUAUUAGUAGUCAUUAUAUUGUAUCGGUAUUAGUAAAUGAUUACAUUGAGAAGUUUU
This is a messenger RNA of Harpegnathos saltator (Jerdon's jumping ant), 3032 nucleotides long. It is a transcript of the gene Incenp, whose product is annotated as Inner centromere protein. Gene Ontology annotation, cellular component: meiotic spindle midzone; kinetochore; nucleus. The record is from RefSeq and is a predicted model, not a curated record. Gene Ontology annotation, biological process: metaphase chromosome alignment; mitotic cytokinesis; meiotic spindle midzone assembly. Bases 57 to 2639 code for a protein of 860 amino acids. The transcript has 7 exons. Lineage: Eukaryota; Metazoa; Arthropoda; Insecta; Hymenoptera; Formicidae.